UCACGAGUAAGGAGGAACUAAACCACAGUUUACUUUCACUCUCACAGCCUUAGGAAAUAAAAUAUCAGAAGUAGGCUAGACUAUGAACCACACAAUGUUUUGGCAUAUAUAAUUUGAAUGUACUUUUAUUAUCUGAACAAACAAACGAAUGAGCAAAUAUGCCCAAACUAACGCUCAUCGGAUUGUACUUUUGGAUUUGUCUGGCGCAAAAGGUGGUUUCCAGAGAUCUUUAUCAUGAAGUUGGAGGGAAGCUCGUGUUGACGCCGGACAAGUCCACAGUGCCUGACUCCAUCACAAGCAUCAUAUGGAAGCAUGGGAAGGACAAGGUGGCAGAAUGGGACAAGGAUUUCGGUGGUCUGGACAUCUAUGGUGAAUUUAAAAAGCGUACAACCCUGGACAAGACUACUGGAGAGCUGAGAAUCAGUGGAUUGAUGAAAACAGACAGUGGAGUUUAUUCUGUGGAGUUCAACAGCAAACUGCUUGACAAGACAUAUACACUAUCUGUUAUCAAGGCAGUUCCCAAACCCAAAAUCACUUCUUCCUGUAACGCCAACCAAACCUCCUGCACUCUGACCUGUGAAGGUGACACCACUGAUGCUGAACCCGUCACCUACAGAUGGAAAGUGGCAGAGGGGGCGUGGGAAGUCGGAGUAGAACAGUUUAAUGUCUUUAAGAGCGACACUGGCCAAUCAAACAACGGUUACAAGUACAUCUGCAAGCUGAGUAAUGCUGUUAGUGGGAAAGUCAGUGAGCCAGUUGGAGAGGUGUUUGGUUCAGAGCCUUCCAGUACCAGUACUAUUGUUGUUGGUGUUGUCAUAUUAGUGCUUAUUAGUGCUUGCGUCAUAACAGGAUUUCUGGUGUGGAAGAAAAAGACAAAAUAUCCCCAAAACACCUGGAUCGACUUUUUGAGAAAGUUUUGUGGUGCAAGGUUUGUUAGAUCCAGUGAUGGAAACAACCAAACCACAGUUAAACUCAGUGAUGGAGUCCAGCCAGAACAAGAGACGGUUAGGCUACUGUCCAACAAAACAAGGGAUGAUGACACAGACAAAUUGCAGCGGAAUGGAGGCAGUGAUGGAGUCCAGCCAGACCCAGUGGCCGAGUCUAAAACGGAUGGCAGCGCUGCACCAGUGGGCGAGGAUGAGUCUAAAAUGGAUGGCAGCGCUGCACCAGUGGGCGAGGAUGAGUCUAAAACGGAUGGCAGCGCUGCACCAGUGGGCGAGGAUGAGUCUAAAACGGAUGGCAGCGCUGCACCAGUGGGCGAGGAUGAGUCUAAAACGGAUGGCAGCGCUGCACCAGUGGGCGAGGAUGAGUCUAAAACGGAUGGCUGCGCUGCACCAGUGGGUGAGAAUGAGUCUAAAACGGAUGGCAGCGCUGCACCAGGGGCUGACCUGAACGCAGCUGAAGGAGAGGCAAAAGGAGGGAAAUAUGAUUCCGUAUUGUAGGACGACAGGGAACUGUGGACCAGAGGUACGCAGAGGAUCAUGAAGACAAGAGAACCCACCGUCUCACCUGAGUUACCAGCACUGGACGACAAGACAUUCUAACGUUCAGAGAACAUUUCCAUAGCAAUAGACUGGCUUGUGUUCGGUGAAACUGAGGUCCAUUUUUAACAGUCACUUGUCCUUUCUAAACAAGUGUGCUUUAUAAAAACAAGGAGUGGGAAAUGUGUGGCAAUAGUUUGACCCCUAGAAGACCUUUUUAAAAUUGAAAGUAUAGAAAUGCACAAGCCCAACAAAGAAAAGCAUCAUAUUAAAGCUUUGAUCAUAAACCAACUCAAACUUGGAUGCAAUAAGGCUUUCUUGUAUCAGAUAUAACCAGCAAUCAAAUGAAUAGUCAAUACUGUCAGUAGUCCAAAGGUCAAAGUCAAAAAGAGAUUCAGUUCAACCAAAAAUGUCCUUUAAAUCCAGGAUUCCCAAGAUUCAAUUCAGUUCUUUCCCAAAAAAGGUAAAUCCACAAAAAAUAUAAAUUAUAUUCCAAUAGUAAGAGCAGGAGAGUCGAUCAACAAUUCACAUUCAAUCAGAUACACUCAUCAUUCCGUGGUGUUGAAUGGAAGUCCUUAAAUCCAGUCAUUUCCCUUUUAUUGGCAAAUAAUCCAGUGGAACAGGUUUAAACUACACCAUUACGGAGCUAUUUUACUUGCAUAGUUUUCAAAAAAGCAUUUUCUCUUUGUUCCUCACACCAUAGCCUAGCCACACACACAUGACCACAUACUUAAAUUGACAGGUAUCAUUUCUGGCCAAUCAACAGAUUAUCCACUUUGUGGCACUUACAUCAUGGCAAGGAAUACAUGCAUGACCAUUAAUUCUGUUUCGUAUCACAUUUAAUGUGGCAACAUUACACUCGUUAGUUUAUUUUAAUCUUGUUUAGUAAGUAAUGUCCAAAGCUGCCCUCUUCUACUCUGCAUAUGUCUGAUCUUCCACCUGUCCUCUCUUCUAUUUAAGAACACAAUUAUUGCCAGCAAGUGUUAUGCACAUGUCAAGAUAUUAAGUAAACAAGCAGAGGAAUUUCCAUGCCCUGAACCGUAGGCCUACUGUAUUUCAACUGAAUUUGCUUGUUUUUAUGCUUAUAUUGACAUGAUCAUUUUCCCUUGUUCUACAUGAAUCCUAGUGUAUGUGGUUUGUGUGUUGUUUGUGUGUUGUAUGUAAGAAGUUUGGAUAAAAGCCUUUAUAUAUUUUGCAAAAAACCCUCAGGCCAAAUAUAUUUAAAUAUGAAAAUAACAAGGGGUGCUGCUGAGAAUCUUUGUCAUAGUAUUUUUCUCCGCUCAUAUAGGAGUAUUUUGUUUAUAUUACAACACACACACACAUAUAUUUAUAUAUAAAAAGUUUGGAAACCUA
Molecule: messenger RNA, 2834 nt
Organism: Oncorhynchus keta (chum salmon)
Lineage: Eukaryota; Metazoa; Chordata; Actinopteri; Salmoniformes; Salmonidae
Exons: 13
Coding region: 159-1442 (427 amino acids)
Source: RefSeq, a predicted model, not a curated record